GAGUCUCUGCGGACUGUUUAACGUUGAACGGUACAUCUCUUGCUACAAAAUCCUUCAUCUCGAUACUUCGCCUAUGAAGUACUGAUUUUGUACUUCGUUCAAUCUGUUCUUCACCAGGAGACUGUGAAUUUACGACCAUGAUUUCCGAUGUCUCUAAGAUUACUGGUUCACUGACUAUGUAUGGACGCAAUUUUUUCUGUAUAAAUUCUAUAACGAGAUAUGCUUCAUCUCGUUCAUUUGAAGUACCAAGGACAAAUGUCAAACGUGAUAAUAUCCAAUCAAAACCUAUUGAAAAACCAGUUAUGACAUCGAGAAAACUUGAACCACCUGUGUAUUGUUCUGUUGCUCGUAGUCCUCGAUUAACUUGGUUGGAGACACUUAAGCCAUUCAGCCUCUCAGAGUCUUCACCUUCUGAGGGUCUUAUUGGUAUGAUCGAUUUACAUCCAGACAUUUUCGCUGUUUUCCCUCGUAUUCAUUUGAUACAUAAAAAUUUAUACUGGCAAGCUCAUUAUCGUUUAGUAGAUUGGCGUUGCAUAACUACUAGAGCAGAGUUAACUUACAGAAGCAGGAAAAAGCCUUGGCCUCAGAAGAAAACUGGAAAAGCUCGACAUGGUAGUCGCCGUUCUCACAUAUGGCUUUAUGGAGGACAGUGCAAAGGUCCACGUGGUCCAGAGUCUUUCUUUUCUGUACUACCGUUUGCUCAACGUGUUGCGGGUUUACUCUCUAUGUUAUCAAUAAAACACGCUCAAAACGAUUUACACAUUGUCGAUGAUUUCACUCUGUCGGAAACACUGGAAGAAGAUGCUAAGAAUAUUAUAACUGAAGCACAAGCUGCAUUACUUACUCCAGAUGCUUUACAAGAUCCACUCUCUCCACUGAAUAAGACACGUCAUUAUCGUUUGACGAAAACAAUGAAUGAAGCAGCAAUUUAUGUCCGUCAAUUGGCAGAUCUUCGACAUUGGGGUCCAUCUAUUUUGUUCAUUGAUGCGCAUUCUCCGGCUUGUCAACUCUCAGUCCCAUGCCCUGGAAGUGAAGUCAUGGCUAAUGAUGAAAAGAUGGUGAAAUCAAAUAUUAAUAGUCUGGCAAUUAGUUUGGCUUGUAGUUCGUAUGAAAAUCACGUAAAAAACGAACUUUCUCCAGAAUCAUCACCAUUCAGACCUGAUGCUAUUGCUCCUCGUGCUACACAUCCAGGAAGAGGUUUAACUUUAAUGCCAGUUCACAGUUUGAAUGUUUGGUCCAUGGUACAUCAUGAUACACUAGUUAUAUCAUUGAAGGCCUUGGAACUAUUGGAACAACGACUAAUUACUGCACAAACUGCUGUGGUUCGUGACGAAUGUAUCAAUGAAAUAAAUUUGCAUCCUUUAGCCCCUGAUUGGUUCAGUGCUGCAGUGGAAGGUGAAGCUGAAGACCACCAGGGAAUGUCAUAUGAGAACCGACAUUUUACAGACCCUGUAGGUUCAUCGAAAUGGCGGAAACUCACUCUCUAACCUCAUGUGCAAUGUAUAGUGUAAUUUACAUUAUUUUAAAAAGUAAUAAAUAAUAACUCGAUAAUUGCCCAUCUAUAUGUGGGUUAUUGAAUAUGUGAUGUUAGCAAAUGCAUACAUAGCGCUUCUUUUUGUAAUCUAUGUUAUAAGUAUUGGUAAAUCGAUGUUUCACACUUCUUUGCUUCACUGUUAUGUAUCAUGUUCUUAAUGUAUAUCUGUGGAAUAUAUUCAUGGAUUGGAGGCAUUCAAAUAAUCCUAG
This is a messenger RNA of Heterobilharzia americana, 1743 nucleotides long. Lineage: Eukaryota; Metazoa; Platyhelminthes; Trematoda; Strigeidida; Schistosomatidae. The record is from the annotation of a GenBank genome assembly.